This is a messenger RNA of Aspergillus saccharolyticus JOP 1030-1, 675 nucleotides long. RefSeq lists its product as uncharacterized. Lineage: Eukaryota; Fungi; Ascomycota; Eurotiomycetes; Eurotiales; Aspergillaceae. The record is from RefSeq and is a predicted model, not a curated record. The coding region runs from base 1 to 675 and encodes 224 amino acids. The transcript has 6 exons.
AUGCCCCGUCUUGAAGCCCUCGCCGCCCUCGCCGUUCUCGGCCUGGCCCACGCCCAGUCGACCGUGGGCUUCGGUCCCUACUUCAGUUUGGGCCCUACGCAAAGCUGGAUCCGCGAGGCCACCACGACCCUCGUGCUUCCAGAGGUUCCCAGCCCCGUGGCUGACCGUCUUGCGCUGUGGCCUGGCAUGGGCACCAGCGGUGGCGACCUGAUCCAGGCGCUUGCGGUAUCGUUUUCCGAUCCUAAUGCUAACUGUGGCGGUACAUCCGGCCAGUGGUGUAUCUGGGCCAGUACCCUCGAGGACACCCAGCUCGGUGGAACACAGGUCCCCGCUAACGCGGGCGACAAGGUGACUAUGCAAUACAAAUACAACGACUCCACCGCCAAGUACGACCAGACCGUCUCGCUGAACGGCAAAGUCGUCUCGACUCUUUCGACCAGCUCCGGUCAAGCUCAGGGCUGGGGUACGGCUGUUGAGUGCCAGGACAAUGCUUGCAAGAGCACUGCGCGCGCGCACCAAUACCUCGACACAACCAUCAUCCUCAACGCCGCGGACAGCACCUUCGCCGGCACCCUGGCGACCAACGAGGUUAGCUCCACAGGGCUGAAGACGUCGGAUUCGAAGACUUUCACCGUGGAGACGAUCAAUGUGCAGGCGCAUACUUAUGAUCUGUAA